Cyclocybe aegerita is the source of this 4107-nucleotide messenger RNA. The record is from the annotation of a GenBank genome assembly. NCBI's taxonomy places the organism in Eukaryota, Fungi, Basidiomycota, Agaricomycetes, Agaricales, Hemipholiotaceae.
AUGGCAUCGCUCGACGAGCACCCUCCGAUAAUGGAGGCUCCCAUAUCACCGUCGACGGCCUCGAUGGACCCCUUCAAGUCUCAUCUCGUCGCCCUUUUGUCCGUUUAUGAGCUUGGGCCAUUCCCAGGCACCCCGAUACCCCGAUACGAGGGGCCGUCCGACUGGCAGACGGAGACCAUCUUGCGCUCGCUGGCUGCUGUUGCGCGUCGCAUGGAGAUUGCGGAGGAUACCGUGGCAGCAUUCAAGGAGGCGGAGGAGCAGAAGGAGGAGGAGGAGGAAAUGUCGGAGAGCAGCGCCCACUCGUCUGCGUACGCGACGCCCGACGAGAAGCCAGUAGGAAACCAACGGGCGAACGGGAUGUCUAUCUCGCUCGACAGCAUCCAGUCAUCCAUAGAUCCGUCCAAGGUGUUUUCGCGGGCUUACGGGAAGGCAGCUCGCGCCCAAGCAAGCAGCAACGGUUACAAUUCAGCACCUCCAACCUCACAUGCCCAGUGCCCAACAUGCGGAAAGGCUAUUUCGGAUCCACUCUUCCUUUACAACACCGCCCCCUCCUCGGAAGACACGCCCCUCGGCUCCAGCGGCUCCAGUCCCCUCCUCAUCCCUAUGGGUCCCCUCGCCCAUGCGGCCUUUGAAAGCGGUAUGAGCGCUGUCGAGGAACUCAGGCUCCUCAAGGCUCAGGUUCAGGACGUCGCUCGUGUCUGCAACGCGGUCGCAAGAGGCGAUCUUAGUCAGAAAAUCACGGUUCCGGUACAGGGUGUGGUCAUGGUUCAGCUCAAGGACGUUAUCAAUACGAUGGUCGACAAGCUUGGCCAAUUCGCAAAGGAAGUUACACGUGUAUCCCAGGAGGUCGGAACUGAAGGAAAACUUGGUGGCCAAGCGCUUGUUCUCGACGUCGAGGGCACAUGGCGCGAACUUACCGGCGUCGUCAACAAACUCGCUGCAAAUCUUACAUCUCAGGUGCGGUCGAUCGCCAAAGUGACGAAGGCUGUCGCGUUGGGGGACCUCAGCAAACAAAUCGAAGUUGACGCGCGAGGCGAAAUACUCGAUCUAAAGAACACGGUAAACGGAAUGGUCGUCAGAUUACGGGCACUGGCAGCGGAAGUCACACGGGUCACACUGGAAGUCGGAAGUCAAGGAAAACUAGGAGGACAAGCGCACGUACCAGACGUUGAGGGAGUAUGGCUAAAUUUGGUUCGGAAUGUCAAUCGGAUGUGUUCAUCGCUCACGGAUCAAGUGCGGUCGAUUGCAGUUGUUACGACUGCAGUCGCCCGAGGCGAUUUGACACAGAAGAUCGAAAUAUCUGUUGAGGGCGAGAUGUCUACCUUGAAAAGCACUGUCAAUUCGAUGGUGGACCAAUUGUCAGCUUUCGCAUCUGAAGUAACUCGAGUCGCGUUGGAGGUUGGAACACAGGGGAUCUUGGGUGGCCAGGCCAAAGUCGAGGGUGUGCAAGGGACGUGGGCUGAUUUGACGCGCAACGUUAACAAAAUGGCCUCAAAUUUGACCGAUCAAGUGCGAUCUAUCUCGGAAGUCACCAAGGCUGUCGCCCUAGGCGAUUUGAGCAAGCUCGUCGACGUCGAUGUUCAAGGAGAGAUGCUGGAUCUUAAGAUGACCGUCAACUCCAUGGUCGCUCAAUUGAGUACCUUGGCUAACGAAGUCACUCGUGUCAGCUUGGAAGUCGGAACGGAGGGUAUUUUGGGUGGCCAGGCGUUCGUUCCUGAUGUUCAAGGAAUGUGGAAGGUCUUGACCGAUAACGUCAACCUGAUGGCCAUGAACUUGACCAACCAAGUGCGAUCGAUUGCUGCAGUUACGAAGGCCGUCGCUGGUGGCGAUUUGACCAAGAAGAUCGAAGUCGAUGUCCGCGGAGAAAUUCUCGAGCUGAAGGAGACCGUCAACGGCAUGACAGAGAGCUUGAGCGUGUUUGCUGACGAAGUCACGCGUGUCGCCAGAGAGGUCGGAACGGAAGGUCGUUUGGGUGGCCAGGCUAGGGUGACGAAUGUUGGUGGAACCUGGAAGGAUCUAACGGAUAAUGUCAACAUCAUGGCUAACAACUUGACACUGCAAGUGCGGACAAUCGCUGUCGCUACGACUGCUGUGGCUCGCGGAGAUUUGACCCAGAAGAUUACUGGAGUAUCGGUGUCGGGCGAGAUGUUGAGUUUGGUCAACACCAUCAACGACAUGAUUGACCAGUUGGCUAUCUUCGCCGCUGAGGUGAAGAAGGUCGCCCGGGAAGUCGGAACGGAAGGCAAACUUGGUGUCCAAGCUGAGGUCGGCAACGUUCAGGGUAUCUGGCAAGAAAUCACUCUCUCUGUGAACACGAUGGCCGGCAACUUGACAACACAAGUACGAGGUUUCGCGCAGAUUUCGGCGGCGGCUAUGGACGGCGACUUCACUCGAUUCAUUACGGUCGAAGCCAGCGGGGAGAUGGACUCGUUGAAGACGCAGAUCAAUCAGAUGGUGUUCAACUUGCGAGACAGUAUCCAGAAGAACACGGCUGCCAGGGAAGCGGCCGAGUUGGCGAAUAGGAGUAAAAGUGAGUUCCUCGCGAACAUGUCGCAUGAGAUUAGAACGCCAAUGAAUGGUAUCAUUGGCAUGACCGAGUUGACUCUGGAUAGCGAUCUGAACAGAUCUCAACGCGAGAGCUUGCUCCUGGUCCACAGUCUGGCCCGGUCAUUACUACUCAUCAUCGAUGACAUCUUGGAUAUUUCGAAGAUCGAGGCUGGCAGGAUGACCAUGGAGGCCGUGUCUUAUUCACUCCGUCAAACUGUCUUCGGCAUCCUGAAGACACUGGUUGUUCGCGCAUCACAGAACAACCUUGACCUGACCUACGACGUCGAGCCCGACAUCCCCGACCAACUCAUUGGCGACUCGCUCCGUCUACGACAAGUCAUCACAAACUUAGUCGGCAACGCCAUUAAAUUUACGCCCUCCAAGGCAUCCCGGAAAGGUCAUGUCGCUCUCAGCUGCCGCUUGUUGGCGUUGGACGACCAGAGCGUUACAUUGGAAUUCUGUGUUACGGACACCGGUAUUGGUAUUGCCAAGGACAAGCUUAACCUCAUCUUCGACACCUUCUGCCAGGCCGAUGGCUCUACUACCCGAGAAUACGGUGGUACUGGUCUGGGUCUUUCCAUCUCGAAGCGGCUGGUGUCGCUCAUGCAGGGCAACAUGUGGGUGGAGAGCGAGGUCUCGAAGGGCAGCAAGUUCUUCUUCACCAUCACGUCGCAGAUCAGCCACUCGACAAUGGAGGCGACUUUGUCCAAGAUGGCGCCCUUCGCGAAACGCACCAUUCUCUUCGUUGACACGCUAUUCGACCACACCGGCGUUGUGGGCCGGAUAAAGGAGCUCGGAUUGCGACCGCAUGUCGUUCAUGAAGUCAGCGAAGUGUCCGACAAGGAGAAAUGUCCCCAUAUCGAUACUAUUGUGGUGGAUUCGAUACAAGUGACGGAAUCCAUCCGCGAAUUUGAACAUUUGCGGUAUAUUCCUGUCGUUCUCCUCGCUCCGUCAAUGCCGCGGUUGAACCUCAAAUGGUGCUUGGACAACAGCAUCAGCUCUCAGGUGACGACACCCGUCACUGCCCAGGACCUCUCUUCGGCUCUCGUUUCAGCACUUGAAUCCAACACCGUCAGCCCAGUAUCGGCUCCCAACGACGUCACCUUCGAUAUCUUGCUUGCGGAGGACAAUUUGGUCAACCAGAAGCUUGCCGUCAAGAUUCUUGAGAAGUAUGGACAUACAGUCGAGAUCGCAGAGAAUGGAAGUUUAGCCGUCGAUGCCUUCAAAGGGCGGGUUGCUCAAGGGAAACCUUUCGACAUCAUCCUCAUGGACGUGUCAAUGCCUUUCAUGGGCGGUAUGGAGGCUACGGAACUGAUUCGUUCCUACGAAAUGCAUAAAUGCUUGACGCCUACGCCCAUCAUCGCGCUGACUGCUCACGCCAUGAUUGGCGACAGAGAGCGCUGCUUGGAGGCUGGAAUGGACGAUCACAUCACAAAACCUCUUCGUCGUGGCGAUCUUCUAAAUGCCAUCAACAAGCUCGCAGGGGAGCGUGGCUCUCAAAAGCUCCUGCAUCUCCUGCGGCGACCGCACCCCAUCAGCCACAGUCAGAACUACUCAUAG